Molecule: messenger RNA, 1074 nt
Organism: Teleopsis dalmanni
Lineage: Eukaryota; Metazoa; Arthropoda; Insecta; Diptera; Diopsidae
Product: 26S proteasome regulatory subunit 4-like
Exons: 2
Biological process (GO): proteasome-mediated ubiquitin-dependent protein catabolic process
Cellular component (GO): proteasome regulatory particle, base subcomplex
Molecular function (GO): ATP hydrolysis activity; proteasome-activating activity; ATP binding
Source: RefSeq, a predicted model, not a curated record
AUUUUAAAGUGUAUUACUUUGUACUGUACAAAAAAAAAGUAUUAUUUGUGCAAGCUGUAAAAUUUUGACAUAUGGCGGCUUUGUAGAAAUGCAACUAACUUCACAGUAAAUGACUAGUGAAAAGUAUUGUCGUUUAUGAAUUGCAUUUUGUAUAAAAUAUUAAAUAGAAAAUAUUUAGGGUACGCAAAUUAAAUCCAAAGCCUUAAAAAUAUGGGUCAAAACCAAUCGGCGCAGGGCGGCUCUGGGGAUAAAAAAGAUGAUAAAGAUAAGAAAAAGAAAUAUGAACCACCAAUUCCAACACGCGUGGGUAAGAAAAAAAGGCGUGCAAAGGGACCAGAUGCUGCUAUGAAACUGCCUCAAGUAACACCCCAUACGCGUUGUCGUUUAAAAUUACUCAAACUAGAACGAAUCAAGGAUUACUUAACACUGGAAGAUGAAUUCAUUCGGAAUCAGGAACGUCUGAAACCCCAAGAUGAGAAAAACGAAGAAGAACGUUCUAAGGUCGAUGAUUUACGGGGUACACCGAUGUCGGUUGGCAAUUUAGAGGAAAUUAUAGAUGACAAUCAUGCAAUUGUGUCAACAUCUGUAGGGUCGGAGCAUUAUGUGAGCAUACUUUCAUUUGUUGAUAAAGAUCAACUAGAACCAGGUUGUUCAGUACUAUUAAAUCAUAAAGUGCAUGCUGUUGUUGGUGUAUUGAGUGACGAUACUGAUCCCAUGGUAACUGUAAUGAAGCUGGAAAAGGCACCACAAGAAACUUACGCAGAUAUUGGUGGUUUAGAUACACAAAUUCAGGAAAUAAAAGAAUCAGUUGAACUGCCAUUAACACAUCCAGAAUACUAUGAAGAAAUGGGUAUUAAACCACCAAAGGGUGUUAUUCUAUAUGGUCCACCUGGCACAGGAAAAACAUUAUUAGCUAAAGCAGUCGCCAACCAAACUUCUGCCACAUUUUUACGUGUUGUUGGUUCGGAAUUGAUACAAAAGUAUUUAGGCGAUGGUCCAAAAUUGGUACGCGAGCUAUUUCGUGUAGCAGAGGAGCAUGCGCCUUCCAUUGUUUUCAUUGAUGAAAUCGAUGCG